CGAAAUUUGCGUUACGGCGGUCGGUCCGCUUUCCCCAAUUUUUAUUUGGCGGUCAUCCGCCUUUGUGACUCCGCUCCUUCAGCCUUCUUUUUUCUCUCGUUCACUCUUUUUCUUUCAACAGUUUCGGUCCAUGGCUUCGCAACGUGCUCCCGUCACUGUUCCCUGUAAAUACAAGACAGGAAAGGUCCUUGGUAAUGGUACUUAUGCUACCGUCAAAGAGGCCAUGCACAUUGAGACAAGCAAAUUCUACGCUUGCAAAAUCAUCAACAAAAAGUUAAUGGAAGGUCGUGAGCAUAUGAUUCGCAACGAAAUCAACAUUUUGCGAAAGGUGUCGCAAGGACACAAGAACAUAUUGAGUUUGGUGGAUUACUUUGAAACAAUGAACAACCUUUAUCUCGUGACGGAUCUUGCACUGGGUGGUGAAUUGUUUGAUCGUAUCUGCCAGAAAGGCAGUUAUUUUGAACGAGAUGCCGCCAACAUUGUACGCACUGUAUGUGAUGCCGCCGCUUAUCUUCAUGAUAACGGUAUUGUUCAUCGUGAUUUAAAGCCCGAAAAUCUUCUCUUCCGAACUCCCGAUGAAGACUCAGAUCUCUUGGUCGCUGAUUUCGGCUUAUCACGUAUCAUCGACACUGAGAAAUUUCACGUGUUGACUACCACCUGUGGUACACCCGGCUAUAUGGCACCCGAGAUCUUCAAAAAGACGGGUCACGGUAAACCAGUCGAUGUGUGGGCAAUUGGUGUCAUUACCUAUUUCUUGUUAUGUGGUUAUACACCGUUUGAGCGUGACAAUAACAUUGACGAAAUGAACGCUAUUAUGCAAGCCGAUUACACAUUUGAUGAACCUUAUUGGACCGGCAUUAGCGAUGAAGCCAAGGACUUUAUUCGUCGAUGCUUGACGAUUGAUACCACCAAGCGAAUUACCGCACACGAAGCACUUAAACACCCCUGGCUGACUUCGCCAAGCAACCAACCGACCUCGCCUGUCGAAAAUGAGCAGGAUCUGUUACCCAACUUGCGCGAGAAUUUCAAUGCUCGUCGUACUUUCAAAAAGGCAGUAGAUUUAGUUCGUUUAUCAUAUCAUCUGGGCCAUAAGCACUCGAUUUCCAUGACAGGCGGACAGCCCGAAACACAGGGAGUCAAACCUGUGAAUGAAGGCAUCGAGGAAGUCUUGAAUACAGACAUUUAAUCCAUUUUGUAAGCACUUCAUAGCGAGACUCUCUGUAAAUGUGUCUGUUUGUUUUAUCGUGUGUGUGGGUAUGCUUUCCACAGUGUCACCGGACUGAACCAAAGGACAAAGCUUGCUCCCAUGCAUCAAGGAAUGUAAUUUACAAGCGAAUGAACAGAGGUACCACUUGGUUGGUUGUACUGUAUAAAGACUAAUAACGCUACAGUGAAUUUAGAGAGAUAUUACAGUACCUUACGCGCUAUAGCUUGUUUUGAUACGGUACAGUGGGGCUGGACGUUGCUGAUAGUCCAUAGCACCUUCGGCUAUAUCAUAACUGUCUAUUGUAUGAUAGAAAGUAAAAUCCACGAACAUGUAGCGAUGCAUGAAAUGAACCUUCUCAUGUAUGAUUCUUUCGAUUAUUUAAGUUUGGUCACGUUUUUAACAUGGCACACAUUUGCGACCUACUGUAGUCGUU
Radiomyces spectabilis is the source of this 1640-nucleotide messenger RNA. RefSeq names its product kinase-like domain-containing protein. Gene Ontology annotation, biological process: cellular response to oxidative stress; protein phosphorylation. NCBI's taxonomy places the organism in Eukaryota, Fungi, Mucoromycota, Mucoromycetes, Mucorales, Radiomycetaceae. The transcript is spliced from 9 exons. Gene Ontology annotation, molecular function: ATP binding; calmodulin binding; calcium/calmodulin-dependent protein kinase activity. Bases 131 to 1186 code for a protein of 351 amino acids. The record is from RefSeq and is a predicted model, not a curated record.